GGAGCUGGAGCCGCAGUCGUCCGUCACUUCCAGCCGGAGAGAGACAGACAGCGAUCCCGGAGCGGCAUCUUGUUAGAGUCGGCGGCCGAUCAGAAGCGGCGGGGUAGAUCCCGGGCCUGGCCUGGUUUGGUUGAUCCGGUGUGGAGGCCUCGGUGUCGCUGCGUGCCGGUGUCCGGUGUGUGACGGCGGGCGAGAGAGAGAGAGAGAGAGGGGAGGGGGUCCGCUGUUUACCGAGAGCCGGGGCUUUGGAGAAGCGGAGGCCUCGCUGGGGUCGAGUGAGAGCGGUUCCCUGUCGAGCCGGGGAGGCGGCGGUGUCCUCCUCCUCCUUCUCCACCGUCGGCCCAGGGCCUGUGAGGUCCCCGAGUUUCUGAUAACUUUGGAGCGGACACAGGUGCCUUUGAUGCAAACGCAGACAUGGUCCAGAAAUACCAGUCACCCGUCAGGGUUUACAAACAUCCCUUUGAACUUGUUAUGACAGCUUAUGAAAGGCGAUUCCCAACAUGCCCAUUAAUCCCUAUGUUUGUUGGAAGUGACAUUACCAGCGAAUACAAGAGUGAGGAUGGGGCUAUUCACAUUUUAGAAAGGCGAUGCAAACUGGAUGUAGAUGCCCCAAGAUUAUUGAAAAAGAUUGCAGGUGUUGAUUACAUCUACUUCAUUCAGAAGAACUCCUUGAACAGGCAGGAAAGGACAUUGAAGAUAGAAGCCCACAAUGAAACAUUUGCUAACAGAGUGGUCAUCAAUGAAUUCUGCUGUUACACUGUUCAUCAAGAAAAUGAAGAUUGGACCUGCUUUGAACAGUCAGCAAGUCUUGAUAUCAAGUCAUUUUUUGGUUUUGAAAGCACUGUUGAAAAAAUAGCAAUGAAACAGUAUGCCAGCAGCAUCAAAAAGGGAAAAGAAAUAAUUGAAUACUACCUAAAACAGCUCGAGGAAGAAGGAAUAACUUACGUACCACGGUGGAACCCAGUAGUAAAUACGAAUGUGGAAAAGACUGUUUUUGUUCAGAAAUUGACCUCCUCUCCAGCUGUGGCCAUACCUGGCCGAGGUGAUGCUGCUGUAAAGGAAGAACAUGUUAACAAAGACUCAAUUUCUGGUUCCAAUAAUUCACCUGAUUCUCUCUCAGGAACACCUGAUGAUAAACUGGAUGCUGAUUAUAUCGCGCGUUAUUUGGGUGACCUAACCCCACUGCAGGAAAGCUGUCUCAUUAGACUUCGAACACGGCUUCAAGAAGCACAUAAAGGCAAGAUCCCCAAAGAUGAGCACAUCCUACGGUUCUUAAGAGCACGUGACUUCCAUAUGGAUAAAGCAAGGGAGCUUCUGUGCCAGUCUUUGACUUGGCGCAAACAACACAAAGUAGACUACCUCUUGGAAACAUGGACACCACCUCAAGUGCUGCAUGAUUAUUACACAGGAGGUUGGCAUCACCAUGACAAAGAUGGGAGACCCUUGUAUAUCUUAAGACUUGGGCAGAUGGAUACCAAAGGGCUCGUCAGAGCACUUGGAGAGGAAGCACUGCUGCGGCAUGUUCUAUCUAUUAAUGAAGAAGGAUUAAGACGAUGUGAGGAAAAUACCAAUGUGUUUGGAAGACCAAUCAGCUCUUGGACAUGUUUGGUGGAUUUAGAAGGCUUGAACAUGAGACAUCUGUGGCGACCUGGUGUAAAGGCACUGUUGAGAAUAAUUGAAGUUGUUGAAGCUAACUAUCCAGAAACGUUGGGUCGAUUAUUGAUCCUUAGAGCACCUAGAGUGUUUCCAGUACUUUGGACAUUGGUUAGUCCUUUCAUUGAUGACAAUACAAGAAAGAAAUUCCUCAUCUAUGCAGGAAAUGACUACCAGGGGCCUGGAGGUCUGGUUGAUUAUAUAGAUAAAGAAGUGAUCCCUGAUUUCCUUGGAGGAGAAUGCAUGUGUGAAGUUCCAGAGGGUGGUCUAAUCCCCAAAUCGAUGUAUAGAACAGCAGAAGAACUUGACAAUGAUGAUAUCAGACUAUUGACUGAAACUAUUUAUCAGUCAGCAAGUGUUUUCAAAGGAUCACCACAUGAGCUAUUAAUUGAAAUGGUGGAAGCAUCUUCUGUGAUAACCUGGGAUUUUGAUGUGGUGAAAGGCGAUAUUGCGUUUAACAUCUACCAUUCAAAACGAGCACCCCAGCUUCCCAAAAAGGAUACCCUUGGAGCACAUGGGUUAACAGGCCCUGGAGGAAAUAAUGUGCAGCUUAUAGAUAAGUCAUGGCAACUGGGCAAGGACUAUAGUAUGGUGGAGCCCCCACUCAUCUGUAAAGAAGGAGAAAGUGUGCAGGGUUCACAUGUAACAAGAUGGCCUGGUUUUUAUAUCCUACAAUGGAAAUUUCACAAUAUGCCUUCCUGUGCUACAACUAACCUGCCUCGUGUAGAUGAUGUGCUGGCAACAUUGCAGGUCUCUUCCCACAAGUGUAAAGUUAUGUAUUACACUGAGGUCAUAGGAUCGGAUGAUUUCAGGGGAUCCAUGACUAGUCUUGAAUCUAGUCACAGUGGGUUUUCACAACUCAGUGCUGCUACAACAUCAUCUAGCCAAUCACACUCCAGUUCGAUGAUCUCCAGGUAGUGAUUCAGAAUGCCUGCAAUUAAAAAAAAAGUGCAAAACAGGACUCUUUUUUUUGGUGGCAGCUGAUUGGAAUGAUGGUGCAGCAACAAAAAUGCGUAUUUGACUUUGAUAAUGCAAACAGUACAAUCAGUUCAAUUUCUUUGUAUCCUUCAAUUUCUCCUUACAUUAUAUAUAUAUGAGUGCAUCCAUUGUUUGCAAUCAAGACUUUUAAAAUGUACUAAUUCAUGUUUUAGUCAGAUGUCAUAAAGGUGUUAAUGUUUACAGAACUGCAUUUUCUAACAGACUGUAAUUGUUUUAAAGAUAGAACUGAACUUUAAUUCCUACCUGUUCUGGAAAUGUCACCAUCUUUCCUGAAUUCUUAAGAUUGUUGUUACAAUGCAUUGGAAAAAAAGCACAAGGUCAAAGAAACAAAUAUCUUUAUUCUCAGUUUGACACUUAAAUGAAAAGGAAGUUGUGUAAUUGAAAAAAAAGUUAGUACAAGCACAUGCUAGACAUAGAAAUGUGUCUUUUGCACUUGAACUGGAUAAAUUGCUCAGAAACAUGAGGUGACACACUUUGAAACCAUUGUUGCAACCUACUUGAAUGUAGUUAUAGCCAAACAUCUCAUCUUUGUUCAAGAGUUGCUGUUUAACUGUAUAAGACAUCUUUCUACCAUUUAAUUAUCUGUAUUAAUGUCCUGAAGCCAAUAAUGUUCCCAUGACAUGAAAUCAUUGUGUUAACAUUCCUGUUGUGUCUAUCAGUACUUUAUACAUUGCAUAUCAAUCUUUGUUUAUGGAGCAAUACGUGUUACCACUGGGUUGGUAAUAAAUCAUUCAAAUAUCUUUUGAGCAGCCUCUUUUUAAAUAAUAAA
This is a messenger RNA of Hemiscyllium ocellatum (epaulette shark), 3421 nucleotides long. RefSeq names its product SEC14-like protein 1. Gene Ontology annotation, biological process: negative regulation of RIG-I signaling pathway. Gene Ontology annotation, cellular component: cytosol; cytoplasm. The record is from RefSeq and is a predicted model, not a curated record. NCBI's taxonomy places the organism in Eukaryota, Metazoa, Chordata, Chondrichthyes, Orectolobiformes, Hemiscylliidae. Gene Ontology annotation, molecular function: RIG-I binding. The coding region runs from base 415 to 2571 and encodes 718 amino acids. The transcript is spliced from 16 exons.